AUGGCAACUUUCGUUCCUCAAUCUGCUGUGAUCACAUCAUUUGAUAGCAGCUUCAAAGGACGCUUUGCACAUUACGUCACAAAACCGGAGCGAGAUCGAGGUCUUGUAAGCAUCUUGGCGACGGAUGUUUUUGAUCCGACUGUCAAGGUUGAAUUCGAGAGAUCGACAGUCGACCGAAGGUUUUUCCACCUCCGACUUGUGUUUAGCAACAGAUACUGGGCACGCGGUCCGGUUUCAGGGUGGAUUUUGGCUGGCUCCGACGAAAGAGAUGAAGAUACAUCCCGGCCAACAUGUACACUGUUUGAGCCUGUUUAUGAUGCACAGACAGGAUCCUAUACACUAAUUUUCGUUCACAGCGGAAAGCGUGUACGAGCAACUACAACGAACAGCCGACUCCAAAUAGACGACGCAGAUACAGGAGGUACCGUAAAUUCUUUUUAUCGUUUCAGUUUGAUCGAGUGGGAUUCAUUGAUAAAACUUCCCAAGUAUGUAGUAUUCCAAGGACAUAAUGACAAGUUCCUCAGAGAAUGGCAUCAUCAAAGAUUCUGGUUCCUUUCAUUCUCAGCCGACGAAAGCAAUGCACCGGGAACGGCUUUUGAGGUGGUUGAGAAUGGAGAUGGACAUGUCCGCAUAAGGACAUUAGAUGUUUCCGGUCGGAAUUGGACACAGUUUGAUGAUUUUAUAAGGAUAUCCUCACAAGAUACCCCCAACACUUUGUUUUGGCCGGUCAGACUUGCAGGUAAUGUAAUUGCUCUUCGUAGCGCAAACAACAACAGAUUUAUUCGACCUCUGGAACAGCCCACCUCGUUAAUGAAUGGUUGCCUGACUGCUGAUGCUUUCGGAAUUGUUCAACAAUCUAGAAUGGUAGUGAAAGAACUUGUACUCGGGAGACGGAUCUUCGACGUUGUAUAUUACAUGGAUAAUGCUCGGAUAUACGGUCGCAGAGCUGUCAUAGCAGGCAGUGGCCGUUCCACUAACAACACACCGGAAGAAGCUAUUCAAACCAUUUCUGUUUCGUAUACUGAAACUAGGUCUUACUCUUUUACAAACAGCAACUCGCUAUCGACUGGUGUCUCUACCUCCAUCACUGCAGGUUUUGGAAGAAUAGUGUCGCUCGAGGUAGGUGUCGAAAUAUCGUCGGAGCAAACUGUCGCGGUGGAGGUGGGUGAAGAAGUGUCGACAUCCGUGACCUCAGAGGCUUCAUAUACAGCACCUGUGCCGCCGUUCAGCACAAUAAUAGUUAAUUAUGUGGCAACAGAAGCAAAGUGCGACAUUCCGUUCUCGUACACCCAGCGAGAUCAGAUGUCUACUAACGGUACUUUUCGUUCUAGUCGUAAUGAAGAUGGUGUGUAUAAGGGUGUCAACUACUUCAGCUUCUACUUCGACCAACCUGUCGUUAGAAGUCUAAUAAAUAAUGAAUAA
Messenger RNA from Mercurialis annua (annual mercury), 1422 nucleotides. RefSeq lists its product as uncharacterized. Gene Ontology annotation, cellular component: extracellular region. Bases 1 to 1422 code for a protein of 473 amino acids. NCBI's taxonomy places the organism in Eukaryota, Viridiplantae, Streptophyta, Magnoliopsida, Malpighiales, Euphorbiaceae. The record is from RefSeq and is a predicted model, not a curated record. The transcript has a single exon.